This is a messenger RNA of Ipomoea nil (Japanese morning glory), 991 nucleotides long. Its product is annotated as abscisic acid receptor PYL8-like. NCBI's taxonomy places the organism in Eukaryota, Viridiplantae, Streptophyta, Magnoliopsida, Solanales, Convolvulaceae. Gene Ontology annotation, biological process: abscisic acid-activated signaling pathway. Gene Ontology annotation, molecular function: protein phosphatase inhibitor activity; abscisic acid binding; signaling receptor activity. The coding region runs from base 156 to 728 and encodes 190 amino acids. The record is from RefSeq and is a predicted model, not a curated record. The transcript is spliced from 3 exons. Gene Ontology annotation, cellular component: nucleus; cytoplasm.
CAAGAGAUGUGGAUGAUACAGAAAGCAACUGAAUCAUUUUGGACCAUUCAGCCAUUGGAGCUUCCUUCUCUUCCAAUGUCUUUUUGACUUUUGAUUCGCUCAAUCCUCUCGCCGCUGCAAGAGAGUUACUAUAACCUCCGCAAUACUGUCGGCGGAUGACGGCCGGCAUGAUGAACGGCGAUAGAAGAAGCGACGUAGAGGAUGAGUACAUUAGGAGGCACCACAAGCACGAGGUGAGGGAGAACCAGUGUAGCUCCUGUCUUGUAAAGCACAUCAGAGCUCCAGUUCAUCUUGUUUGGUCAUUGGUAAGGAGGUUUGAUCAGCCUCAGAGGUACAAACCGUUUGUGAGCAGGUGUAUUGUGCAGGGAGACCUUGAAAUUGGAAGUGUUAGAGAAGUUAAUGUUAAGUCUGGCCUUCCAGCCACCACCAGCAAGGAGAGGCUAGAGCUGCUGGACGACGACGAGCAUAUACUUAGCAUGAGGAUUGUUGGUGGAGAUCACAGGCUAAGGAACUACACAUCAAUCGUGACUGUACACCCAGAGAUCAUUGAUGGCAGGCCUGGAACAUUGGUGAUAGAAUCAUUUGUGGUGGACAUCCCAGACGGGAACACCAAGGAUGAAACAUGCUACUUCGUGGAGGCGCUGAUUAAGUGCAACCUCAAGUCAUUGGCUGAUGUCUCAGAGCGAUUGGCAGUACAGGGCCGCACAGAGCCUAUCGACAGAGUGUAGAGAGUAAGUACAGCAGCAGCGGUGUGGAUUUGCGGCUUUGGGGGUUUAAAUUAUGGUUGGUUGGUAGAGCGUACAUGGUUUUUGAUUAUUGGGUAGUAUUUGGCCAGUCUCCUAUCUUGAAAUGUUAUAUAGUCAUGCAGCUUCAUUGUAAUCAAUCGUAAAGAUCACCCUGGUUUGUUGCAUAUGCUCUUUGUUUAUUACCUUUUUUCUUUUGCCUCUUCCAAUAUUUCCAUAAAUGAAGAUAUCAUCUUUUGUUGCCUGUA